UACAAAAUCAAGAAUCAAUUUUUAUUUAUUUAUGAUGAUGGGAACCAUCGACAUCCCUCCCCGCCGGCAGCAUCAGCUCCUCCUCCUCUCCGGCUCCCCGACCGCGGCCGCGUUCUCGAGAUUCCUCCCGUGCAACGACGUCGACGGCUCGGACGAGGAGCCCUACGCCUCCGACCACUUCCGCAUGUACGAGUUCAAGGUGCGGAAGUGCAGCCGGAGCCGGAGCCACGACUGGACCGACUGCCCCUUCGCACACCCGGGCGAGAAGGCCAGGCGCCGCGACCCCAGGCGCUUCCGCUACUCGGGGCUCGUCUGCCCCGAGUACCGGAAGGGCCACUGCGGGAAGGGCGACGCCUGCGAGUUCUCGCACGGCGUGUUCGAGUGCUGGCUCCACCCCUCCCGCUACCGCACCGAGGCCUGCAAGGACGGGAAGGCCUGCAAGCGGAAGGUGUGCUUCUUCGCGCACUCCUCCCGCCAGCUCCGCCUCGUCCCCGACCCCGAACCCGCCCCGGAGGACAAGAGGAAAUCUUCCAGCCAUUGCUGUUUGUACUGCCACCAUGAGUUGAAGUCGGCGACUGCGUCGCCGACUUCAACCCUUAUGGGCCAUCAUAACAUUUCCCCACCUAUGUCGCCCUUGUACAGGGGCGACACAGGGGACAUGGGGUAUGGGUCCUUGGACUCGUACAAGGAUGCGCUCGCUGAGCUCAUGGCCUCGUUUGAGGCUAUGAGCCCGAGUGAGGCGACAGGCCGCCCUCAGGGUGGCCUUCCGUGGCUGGAUGUGAAUUUCAAUGUGGAGGAGCCACAGUUUGUGAUGUCGCCAUCAACUUCGACUCCGGUGAGCCGUGGACAUAGCAAAUUUUACCAGGAGGAAUAUUCCGGUAGGAAUUUGAUGAAUGAAAGCAGGUUUAAUGCCAAUGAGGGUGGUUCCGGUGGGCCGGAUCUCGGGUGGGUCAACGAUCUUCUGACAUGAAUGAUGCGAUAUCGGGUUCGGAUUCGGGUUCGGGUUGGGAUCCUUAUCCUGAUGUAUAUAUGAGGAUGAAGGUACCAAGAGUGGGAUUUUGAUGGGAUGUGAUUAUUUUUGUGGAAUUGUUGGUUAUGGGGCUAUAUAAUGUGUGUUGAUCAUGAAUAAUUAGGCGUCUUGUUAAUUAAGUUGGGAAAUUUGGAGGUGUAAUUCUUGUUUUGAUGAUCACUGUGAAUUGUAAUGUGAUCAUGUACGAUAUGAUCCUUUUUUGCUUAAUUAAUGAACAUCUACUUCUGUUA
Salvia hispanica is the source of this 1260-nucleotide messenger RNA. RefSeq names its product zinc finger CCCH domain-containing protein 2-like. The record is from RefSeq and is a predicted model, not a curated record. Gene Ontology annotation, molecular function: metal ion binding. Lineage: Eukaryota; Viridiplantae; Streptophyta; Magnoliopsida; Lamiales; Lamiaceae.